CAAAACACGGUCAACAAUAUUAGGGGAAAAAAUGGGCGAAAAUGUUAAAGUCAUUGUGCGUUGUCGUCCCAUGAAUCUAAAGGAAAUCGGCAGCAAGUGUAAUAGCAUUGUGGAAAUUGGUGACUACGUUGUCUCUGUGUUAAAUCCCUCGGCGCGUAGUGCACCAAGAAAAUCAUUUACAUUCGAUAGCGUUUACGAUGGACACUCAAAGACGGAAACAAUCUAUAAUGAUAUGUGUUAUUCGUUGGUCGAAAGUACCUUGGAGGGCUAUAAUGGCACCAUUUUUGCCUAUGGCCAAACUGGAUGCGGCAAAACACACACAAUGCAGGGUGACGGAUAUUCCGGGGCUGUUGAAAACAAUGGUAUUAUUCAGCGUUGCUUUGAUCAUAUAUUUGAAACCAUUUCGAUGGCAACAAGUGUAAGAUAUUUGGCAUUGGUCAGCUACUUGGAGAUUUACAAUGAGAGUAUAAGGGAUCUGUUGAGUGCUAAUAAUCCGACAAGCAUUAAAAACCAUCCACUUAAAGAUGUGCCAGGCUUGGGAGUCAUGGUUCCAACAUUAACCACUCAAGCAGUGAUGAGUGCAACGGAUUGUUAUAAUUGGCUAAAUAUUGGUAAUAAAAAUCGGGUCACAGCUGCCACCUUAAUGAAUGAUAAGAGCUCGAGAUCUCAUACAAUAUUCACCAUAAGUUUGGAACAGAUUCAAGAAACGUGCUCGCCAGGAACAAAUCCAAUAAUUGGGGGUAUACGUAGAGGAAAAUUAAACCUUGUCGAUCUGGCGGGCUCCGAGAGACAGUGUAAAACGGGCGCUUUUGGUGAGAGAUUAAAAGAGGCAACAAAAAUUAAUUUAUCCCUAUCGGCGCUGGGAAAUGUAAUCUCAGCAUUGGUGGAUGGCAAAUCAAAGCAUAUACCAUACAGAGACUCAAAACUAACUAGACUACUACAGGAUUCCCUGGGUGGCAAUACAAAAACUCUAAUGGUAUCCUGUGUAUCGCCAGCCGAUAACAGCUACGAUGAGACUUUAUCCACUCUACGAUAUGCCUGCCGGGCGAAGAGUAUAUCAAAUAUACCCACCAUCAACGAGGAUCCCAAGGAUGCACAGCUGCGACAAUAUCAGGAGGAGAUUAUGAGCCUGAAACGCAUGCUAGAUGAGAAUCAACAGGAGAAUAUUUUACUCAACGAUAGAAACAAGAAAUUAUGGCUGGAGGAGGAAAAGGCCAAGAUGCGACAACAAAUGCAGGACGAAAUAAACGACAAAGAAACCGAAAGGGAGCAAGGAGAGGAAGGAGUGGAAAGAGAUGAGAUUAAGGAGAGAGAUGACGAUUUUCAGUUGCAUGCACGCAAACGCAUCGAUUUAAUAAAACAUGCACUCAUUGGUGGGGAAAGAGUCAACGAUAUACAGCUGCGAGAGCGGCACAGAAUGCGCAAAUUGGAGGCACAACGUCAUCUAAGUGCCAUUGCCCAUGCCCUGAGCCGCAUGCAGAGCGAAGAUCGGGAUUUGUUGCAGGGACAUUAUGCCAGCAUUCAACAGGAGAUCAAUAGCAAAAAUGAACGAAUUAAAAUAUCCAGCCAGAAAAUCAAAAUGUUGGAACGAGAAGUUGCUGAUCUCAAUUCAGAGUUCCAAUUGGAUAGGGAGGAUUAUUUGGAUGAAAUUAGGCAUUUGGGUCGUAAUCUUAAGUUUUAUCAAUUACUCCUUCUUAAAGCGCAACCAAUUUUACGCAAAAAUGGCAAAAAUUGGAAUCCAGAGAAACUUAUGGAAAACUCUUUGUGGAAUGAUGAUAUUAAGUCGUGGAAGCUACCCAAUGAUAUAGAAAAUAAUAUCAAAUUACCACCAGCGGAUCUGAGAGUAGCUUUUCAAAAAAUCAACUUUAUCGAACACAAAAAUUUGGACUUGGAGGCACGCAAUGGAAAAGAUAUAGGUUAUACAGAAUCGGAAGAUAGUACAUUAAUAACUGAGGAAUCACCCGAAUCUUACAAGUCAAAUAUAUUAAAAAAUUACUUUCGACCAAAUCGUAAGUUAAAUGAUCAGUUACUGCAACGAACUAAAAGCUCGCAAGUCUACAUGGGAGAUUUCGCAUUACGCAAAAAUACGCCGCUGCCUAUUAAUGAGAAUCAACUGAAUACAACCUAUAAAUAUGAUUUACCUAGAACAAAUCAUCAAAUAAACACCCUAUAAAAUAAAACUGUAAAAAUUAAAGAUUCAAAUAUAAGUGCUAUAUACAUUUUAAAGAUCUAAAAAUAAUGAAAGGAACAGCAGUCGGAAAAAUGCAAAAAUGUUUAUAUAAAUUUGUAUUCUAUUUAAUAGUAAUCAUCUUUUGAGAAAAUAAACGUGUCUUAACUAACCUA
Molecule: messenger RNA, 2343 nt
Organism: Drosophila grimshawi
Lineage: Eukaryota; Metazoa; Arthropoda; Insecta; Diptera; Drosophilidae
Gene: Kif3C
Product: osmotic avoidance abnormal protein 3
Exons: 7
Coding region: 32-2173 (713 amino acids)
Biological process (GO): microtubule-based movement
Molecular function (GO): microtubule binding; microtubule motor activity; ATP binding
Source: RefSeq, a predicted model, not a curated record